This is a messenger RNA of Nasonia vitripennis (jewel wasp), 1964 nucleotides long. RefSeq names its product ras-related protein Rab-23 (gene Rab23). Gene Ontology annotation, molecular function: GTPase activity; GTP binding. NCBI's taxonomy places the organism in Eukaryota, Metazoa, Arthropoda, Insecta, Hymenoptera, Pteromalidae. The coding region runs from base 443 to 1159 and encodes 238 amino acids. The record is from RefSeq and is a predicted model, not a curated record. The transcript has 6 exons.
GCCGCCGAGAGAGUACAGGUGUUCGCGGCGGCCGGCGACGACGACUCGCGCCGUCUGCCGGAGUACAGCUCCUCAGUGUCGGCCCUGCGCCGUCCGCGUAUACACGUCCACCGGCAUUCUCUCUCUCUCUCUCUGUGUGUGUGUAUAUAUAAUACAUACAUAUACAGAGGUGUAAGCUUAUAAUCCAACGCCGGCGCGACGCAUCGCGCUCGCAUACACGCAAGUUUGAUCGAAGAACGCAGUGCCAGUAUUAUCGUUAUUAUUUCGCUACACAUUCGGAACCUCGCGCGAGCGUCGUAUCGCAUACUUAUGCAGCUGAAGAUGAUGGUUUGCUGUGAGAGCUGUGAUUGCGAAGCGUUAUAGUGUGCUGUACGUAACAGCGGAGAAAGAGGAGACGCCGGAAAUCGCAGUUGGGUAUUAUGCUAAUCAGACGGCGCUCAGAAUGCGGGAGGAAGAGCUCGAGAUAUCACUCAAGGUGGUGAUAGUCGGCAAUGGUGCGGUGGGCAAAUCCUCCAUGAUCCAGAGGUUCUGCAAGGGCACCUACACCCGAGACUACAAGAAGACCAUUGGGGUUGAUUUUCUCGAGCGGGAGAUCGAAGUCGACGGCGAGGACGUGCGACUGAUGCUCUGGGACACCGCCGGACAGGAGGAGUUCGACGCCAUCACCGCGGCUUACUAUCGCGGCGCCCACGCUUGCGUCCUGGCCUUCUCGGCGACCGACAGAGAUUCCUUCGAUGCCAUUCCCUCCUGGAAGCUCAAGGUGGAGAACGAAUGCGGGGAAAUCCCAACAGUUUUAGUGCAGAACAAGAUGGAUUUGAUCGACCAAUGCGUCAUUGAUCCAGAUGAAGCGGAAAGGCUCGGUAGGGCGUUGGGCUGCAAGUUGCUGCGCACCUCAGUCAAAGAGGACGUCGGUGUUAUGAGCGUCUUCCGACACCUCGCCUCGCGCUGUCUCUACGAGAUGCGCAGAUACGAAGAGGAAGAGGACUUCAGGAUCUACUCCUGUGGCCCGAGAUCGCCAUCGGUCAUUAGUGCCUUCAGUCCGAACGGAUCGACGGGUGGCAGGAACCUUGGAAACGGCACAAUCGUCCUCCGGGCCACUGGCAAAAUGAGGCAUCACAAAAAGAAGAAUUUCGUAAAAAACGCCUGUCGACUGUUGUAGCCUCUGGUGUAUCAACAUUUGAAUCGACUGUGUCGUCGACGCGCGUAAAAAAGAGCGACUGUAAGCGAUCUGUAAAUAUGUAAAUACGCACCGUUUUCUAGGACUGACAUACGGAAAAGGAGCUUCUUUUUUAUUAUAUAACAAGAUAUAUAAUAACUUUUCUUUUCGAUAUAUCAGCCUCGGUGUGUAUAGGUGCUCAUUGUUUCUAUGAUAUUUAUGUAACUGAUUGUAAUCGCAUCAAUGAUGUUUGUACGAAUGCGAAUGUUUGAUUUUUAUAAAUAUAGGGUACUGUACGUGCGCUCUUUACAAACGUCAGCGCUGUUAUUAACCAAAUACAUUAGUCACUACAAAACCAAUUUUAUAGCUAUUAAAUUUUGUAUGAUUUUUUGUAAUAAAUAUGUUUAUGUACUGACAAAGGGUUUCGGCUUAAUUUUAAUGCCAUCAUCGAUAAAUAAUGAACACUGUGUACAUUAAUUAAUUUAUUUGACAUUUUAUUCAUUUAUUUAUCUGUACUUACAUCUUUUAAUUUCGAUCCAACUAAUAUUUGAGCCAAUAAAAUUGCUGAUAUAACCAGUUCAGAAAAUGUAGGCUAUUUUUCAAACGGUUAUAAUAAAUAAUGGCACAUAAUUUGAAACAUACAUCUAGUUGACGCAUUAUUUGAAAUGAUAACUGUCUUUUCCUUAUUGUUAAUGACAUGGCUUUUUUAAAGGGUUUUUUGUCAAAAAAGGUUGAUUUUUAGCAUUAUUACGUGAUGUUUAGAAAUUAUAGGCAAAUGUGACGCAAGUAUUUACAUUUUAUUCAGAAU